GGCGCAAAGCAGACGCGUUAAAGCAAGUUUGCAAUGCCAGGCUGUCAAAGCGCUGCUGCCCGACAGCGCUUCCUGUCCCCUGACGAGGAAACAAACGGCUUCUAAAGUUUGAAAGUGGCAGGAGUUCUCCGGGAGAUGUAGAGAGACGUGUCGUAAGAGUCGAUCCUCGUAGAUGUGCAGCGACAGAGUCCAGGUUUCAUCCACGGUGCUUGAAGACGGGAGGAUGUAGAGAUAUCUAAAGGCCUGAGAAGAGAUGGAUAAAUUCCGUAUGAUGUUCCAGUUCCUUCAGUCCAACCAGGAAUCUUUCAUGAACGGGAUCUGUGGAAUCAUGGCUCUGGCCAGUGCUCAGAUGUACUCUGUCUUUGAGUUCAGCUGCCCCUGCAUGCCCGAAUAUAACCACAGCUACGGCAUUGGUCUGCUCAUCGUCCCUCCUAUAUGGUUCUUCUUAUUGGGCUUUGUGUUGAACAAUAACGUGUCCGUGCUCGCCGAGGAGUGGCGAAGGCCGACGGGGAAACGGGAGAAGGAUCCGUCCAUCCUUCGCUACAUGUUGUGUUCCAUCACGCAGAGAUCUUUGAUUGCGCCUGCAGUCUGGGUGUCCGUCACUCUCAUGGAUGGCAAGAGCUUCCUCUGCGCUUUCAGCGUCAAUUUGGAUAUUGAGAGGUUUGGGAAUUACAGUCUCAUCAAGGAGAUGCCCGAGACUGAGAAGAUAAAACUCCUGGCAAAGAUCCCCUGCAAGGACUUGUUUGAGCAUCAAGAAAUACGAGUGGCGGCGUCACGGUACAUCAAAUGCAUAUCACAGGCUUGUGGCUGGAUGUUUUUGCUGAUGAUAACCUUCACGGCCUUCUUGAUCCGCGCCAUCCGACCGUGCUUCACUCAGGCUGCUUUUCUCAAAACCAAAUACUGGUCCCACUACAUCGACAUCGAGCGUAAGAUGUUCGAUGAAACCUGUAAGGAGCACGCCAAGAGCUUCGCCAAGGUUUGCAUCCAUCAGUACUUUGAGAACAUCAGCGGAGAGAUGCGGAGCUUCCACGGCCAUCGCCCCGGCAAGUGUGACGGUGACUACGAAGACGAGGACAAGAAGGGGGACGGUGAAGAGAAACUCCUGGGUAUAAGGGCGCAGGAUGACAUGAAUAAAGCUUUGUGGAACUGGCACACCUGCAAGCCAGCUCUUGCACUGAGGACGGAACAAACAAAUGGGGAAAACCAAGACAAACUGAACGGGAACGGAACAAUAAACGGCUUUGCAAACAGCCACACCCUUAAUGUGGAGAAAAAGGAAUGGGCGGUGUACUACAGUAAAGUCUGACCGCAAAAGAACAAAAAAAAAACUGCUUUUCUGAAAAUAUCUGGAGAAAUAUGCUGCAUUUUCUUUCUUUUUUACACAUUUCGAAGAUUUCAACAUUCAAUUUGCUCUUAUUGAAUAUGAUAAUAUGCAUUAGAUUUUUUUAGAUUCAUCGAUUCUAAAAACGUCGAGAUUUAUAUUCUGUUGCUUUAAUUAAUCAAUUAAGGAGUGCACUAAUAAAACUUGAUCAAUCCCAGACCGCAUGAAGUGGUUGGAACUUCACAAAUGUGGACAUAGAACACAGGAAAUAAUUGAUGUUGUAAAUUAUUGUUUUUAAAAACAUUUUAGAUUGAAAAUGCACCUUAAUCCUGGAUUAUGCCUCUCUAUUUUUCUCUCGCAUACAUAAGUGGACUUUUUGUUAAAUACAUCUAGAUUAACUAAUGAGCACUAUAUACAAAGUUACUGUACCGCCAAGCUUGUU
This is a messenger RNA of Entelurus aequoreus (snake pipefish), 1763 nucleotides long. It is a transcript of the gene calhm1b, whose product is annotated as calcium homeostasis modulator protein 1. The record is from RefSeq and is a predicted model, not a curated record. Lineage: Eukaryota; Metazoa; Chordata; Actinopteri; Syngnathiformes; Syngnathidae. The transcript is spliced from 3 exons. Bases 254 to 1306 code for a protein of 350 amino acids. Gene Ontology annotation, molecular function: monoatomic cation channel activity.